Messenger RNA from Aspergillus ochraceoroseus IBT 24754, 3211 nucleotides. Its product is annotated as putative beta-N-acetylglucosaminidase. Gene Ontology annotation, molecular function: acyltransferase activity, transferring groups other than amino-acyl groups; hydrolase activity, hydrolyzing O-glycosyl compounds. The transcript has 4 exons. Gene Ontology annotation, biological process: peptidoglycan turnover; carbohydrate metabolic process. The record is from RefSeq and is a predicted model, not a curated record. Lineage: Eukaryota; Fungi; Ascomycota; Eurotiomycetes; Eurotiales; Aspergillaceae. The coding region runs from base 416 to 3211 and encodes 931 amino acids.
CGAUUUACUUGCAUUUCUUCCCGACCCUCUUUUCUUUUUCUCUUUCUUUUCUUUUUAUUUUUUUUAUUCCCUUUCUUUCCUAUUCAAGGAAACUCUCCGUGGAAUCCUAAUCUGGACGAAACCCCUCCAGGUCGGUUUUGUAAUGAGCUUUUUUGUCUUGACCAACAGAAUCUCACCCGACUCGGAGCUCCUGGGACUUUCCGUACUAGCUAGUGGGCUAGUCCAACCGCCGAUUCUGGUAGUCGUCAGUUUCCACGGUCCUCUGUUUUCAGCCCUGUCACAAACCCCAUCCAUCCAUCUUUCCCAUCACGGAUUCUGAUCACCGCCUCAGGUGGGCGGGCCACUUCUCCUCACCCUGUCACGUUAGACUGGGCUCUCUUGUCCUGACCUUCCUCACAGAAUCCCCAGGGCCGUUAUGGCCCCGAAAGAGGAAAUGCUGCCCCCUGGCUGGGACAAUCUAGACAGACAGAUGGGGCAGCUCUUUAUGAUGGGCUUUGACGGCACAUCCGUCAGCCCUCAAAUCCGCUCUCUAAUUGAGAACUAUCAUCUAGGUUCCAUUCUACUGUCAGCUAAGAACUUAAAAUCGGCGGAAGAGGCAACUCGAUUAGUUCUCGAGUUACAGACAAUCGCUCGGGAUGCUGGCCAUACCGUGCCUUUGCUUAUCGCCGUUGAUCAAGAAAAUGGCGGCGUGAACAGUUUGUAUGACGAGAUAUAUAUCCGACAAUUUCCCAGUGCCAUGGGCGUUGCUGCCACCGGGUCAAAAGCUCUAGCACAUGAUGUCGCCUUCGCCACUGCUCAAGAGCUCAAAGCUGUCGGAGUCAACUGGAUUCUAGGCCCGGUCCUAGACGUCCUGACUAAUGUCCGGAACCAGCCUCUAGGGGUCCGUACCUCCGGUGAUGACCCUCAAGAAGUGUCUCAGUAUGGAGUAGAGUUUAUGAAGGGCUACAAGGAGGCAGGUCUAGUGACCUGUGGCAAGCACUUUCCAUCGUAUGGAAACCUCGAAUUCCUUGGCUCCCAGACGGACGUUCCCAUCAUCACCGAGUCCUUGGAACAACUCAGCCUAACCGCAUUGGUUCCCUUUCGAAAUGCCAUUAUCCACGGUCUUGAUUCAAUGAUGGUUGGCGGCGUUUCCAUGUCGUCUGCCGGUGUCAACGUGAUGCAUGCCUGCCUGAGUGAGCAGGUUGUUGAUGACCUAUUACGAAAAGAUAUGAAAUUCAACGGGGUAGUGGUUUCGGAGUGCCUCGAGAUGGAGGCUCUGACGCAUAAUAUCGGCGUCGGCGGUGGAACUGUCAUGGCGAAGAACGCAGGCUGCGAUAUCAUCCUACUUUGCAGGUCGUAUCCGGUUCAGCAGGAGGCUAUCAAUGGGUUGAAGCUGGGUGUAGAGAACGGCAUCAUCAGUCGGGCGCAGAUCGAACAAUCAUUGCGCAGAGUUCUGACUUUGAAGUCGAAAUGCACCUCCUGGGAGCAGGCUCUCAGUCCCCCAGGGAUCCUUUCGCUCACCCAAAUGCAACCCUCUCACACCAGCCUUUCCAUCAAAGCUUACAACACCUCUAUUUCAGUCGUACGUAACACGAAGAACCUGAUACCACUCUCGAAUAUCCUCGGCCCCAACGAAGAAUUGUUGCUUUUGACACCAUUGGUGAAACCUCUCCCCGCCUCUGCUGUAUCCCACUCGGUGGCUGAGCAUCUCGAUACAUCAUCGGUUGAUGCAGUAGCCUGGGACAGGACCUCCUCUGUGCUAAGUGGCGAGAGUGUCUUUAAAGAAUUAGGAAGGUCUCUUUCGCGACACCGGAACGGCCGUGUCCUACACACCUCCUAUACGUCGAAUGGAGUCCGGCCCAUUCACGAGAGCCUAAUAGACAGAGCCAGCGCCGUCAUCGUCGUCACUGCGGAUGCCAUUAGGAAUAUUUAUCAACAGGGAUUCACCAAGCAUGUAUCGAUGAUUUGUAGAUCUCAGUUUACCCCAUCCGGGGAACCCCGGGAGAAACCCAUGGUUGUGGUGGCUGCAAGCUCGCCUUACGAUUUUGCGAUGGAUGCAAGCAUUGGAACAUACCUCUGCACAUAUGAUUUCACAGACACGGCUCUGGAGGCUCUAGUCAAAGUCCUUUACGGCGAGUUGGCGCCUAAGGGGUCACUUCCGGGAUCCUUUAGCCGCAGCCAAAAGCUUCAUCAGGCAAGACAGCAUUGGCUUGUCGAGAAUUGGAAUGAAGAAAGGGAUUCCAAUGCUUUGGAUACUUUACUUGAUGCAGUCAGACAGGAUAGCCGGGGCCAACGCUCAGAACUACGGGGCGUGACAUCGAGCAGCUUUCUCUUACGAAGGGAAGAGAUCGAUGAGGCGCACUUUGUUGUCCGGAACAGCAGCACUCGAGCCCUCUACGGGUUCUGCUCUACCUACUUUUUCCGGGCCACAGGCACGGGAGUUAUUGGAUCGCUGAUCGUGGAUCCUUCGCGACGAAAGCUCUCUAUCGGGAAUUCUCUUCACAAUCGCGCUAUCCGAACGUUACUGCAGCGAAAAGGAAUGAAGCGAUUCCAACUGGGAUCUCGCUUACCUGGAAUCUACUUAGGUAUUCCAUCCGCCAAUCCGGUGGAGCGCAAGAGACUUCGGCAGUGGUUUGCAAACUUGGGGUGGAAUACGACGCUCUCUCGGCCAGUGUGCAGCGUGGUGCUUCGCAACUUGCAGACCUGGACGCCGCCCGACGGUCUAGUGCGCAGCCUGGAGAAUACAGAUGUUACGUACGCCCUCGUUUACGGAUGGGAUUACGCGGACGCAAUUCUCGACCAUGUCAGAACGAAUUCCCGGCAGGGCGUGAUAGACAUCUACAGGGUGGCCUUGGGAGGAGCGCCUCACUGUGGAGUUAUUCGGGCAACACGAUCCGUGGAUGGGGCUAUGCUCGGAAGUGUGGUAAUCUACAACGAACGAGCGAGCCUGGCAGAGCACAUGCCUGCAAUGAAAGCCACCCAUGCACCAACAGGAGGGAUUUCCUCUCCAGUUAUCUCCCCGUCUGUUGGCGAGUACGCUACGCUGCUGCAGGGCUUAAUCCUGCUAGGGAUCAAACAAUCCCGGCGACAAGCCGCGGAGGCCGUUAUUAUUGACUGUGUCGAUGGGGACAGUAACUUUGACUGCUUAUCAGGGCUGGGCUUUGACACCCUACAUAGUUUUGAGGAAGUCAAUUGUGAUGCAGCUACCUGGACAAUGGUGUCUGCGUCGUGA